Molecule: messenger RNA, 625 nt
Organism: Ilyonectria robusta
Lineage: Eukaryota; Fungi; Ascomycota; Sordariomycetes; Hypocreales; Nectriaceae
Exons: 1
Coding region: 71-397 (108 amino acids)
Source: RefSeq, a predicted model, not a curated record
CUCUGCAGUACAAGAAUGUGUCAGCCCUGCCUUACUCCCAAUAUCGGCAAGCCUUCUAGCACUUUCCAAUAUGUCGUUAGGUCUAGAAUGGAUGUAUAAUCCAUGCCUCGGUUGUGACACCCAGACAGAGGGAGCAGCUUACUGCUCUGAUUCCUGUCGGCUGUCAGAAUACGAGAAGACGCUGGCGUCGAUUCACUGUUCGAGCUCGCCUUCUAUGCGGAUCACAUCGUCAUCCUCGACAUCGCCAGCCCAAGAAGUCGGGGCUUCGGUCAAAGCAGAGAAGGAAUUGAGAGCGUACAAUAUGUCAUUGGACCAGUCGAAGAUGCGGAGAGGGCAUCGGAGUGAAAGCCGAAAUAUCUCCACUCUAUUCACAUUUCGGCUCAAGGGGCGGGAAUAGGGGCUACAUCAUCAUCUACACUGACACUACCAUAUGGUGAUAUCUCCCCAGGGACGCGCUCGUUGAGGUAUUUUGCGCUCAAAAACACAAAAGAGACAGGGAGUGGUUGAGAAUAUCACAGAACAAGAACAGCAGUUUAUUUUCUUGGAAACACUGCAUACACUGAAGCCAAUGUCAAAGAAAUGUUAUGUAUUCUAGUACCUUAUCCCCUUUGAACUAAGGCUCUCU